This is a messenger RNA of Rotaria sp. Silwood1, 339 nucleotides long. The record is from the annotation of a GenBank genome assembly. Lineage: Eukaryota; Metazoa; Rotifera; Eurotatoria; Philodinida; Philodinidae.
AUGAUACGAUUGAGAAAGGUAUCUUUGGUGAACGACAUCCGAAAGAAUCGUGCUCCACUUUAUUAUUGGUCUCUCGGUGCUGGUUUCAUUACAACAGUAUCUUUUAUUACAUUUGGUUAUUUUUAUUAUUCAUAUCGGAUCAGACAAAGAACAAUAGAAGGUAUUAAAAAAGGUGAAAUUGAACGUAUUGUCAGUGCUGAAGGUUUAAAUAGUCAAGAAUUAGAAAAAGCGAUUGAUUUAUUUCAAAAACAACGAAUUCACGAACAAAUUCAAGUUGAUAAUUACGAACGAUAUAAAAAAUUACGUAAUAAACGUCGUGAACAAGAAGGUCUUAAUUAA